Messenger RNA from Eurytemora carolleeae, 668 nucleotides. RefSeq names its product cuticle protein 16.5. Bases 49 to 546 code for a protein of 165 amino acids. NCBI's taxonomy places the organism in Eukaryota, Metazoa, Arthropoda, Copepoda, Calanoida, Temoridae. The transcript has 2 exons. The record is from RefSeq and is a predicted model, not a curated record.
UAUUAUUAUUAUUAUUAUUAUUGAUAUCAGGUUGUUGUCUGCUCCUUGAUGAGCUGCGCCCUUGCUGCCCCCUCCCAGCCUCACAUCAACUCUGGGGUUGCCGUUGGACCUCUGACUGCUGCCUUUGGUGACCUCGUAUCAACCGGCAGAGGCCUCCGUCCUCUCUCUCUUGAGGGAUUUUCCGAGGACCUUAACCAGGACGGAUUUGUUGAUCCUAUUGCUCAAGCUGUCCCCGUUGUCCAUGCCGCUCCUGUUGCCACCUAUGCUGCUGCUCCUGUUGUCCACGCUGCCCCUGUCGCCACCUAUGCUGCUGCCCCAGCAUUGACUUAUGCUGCUUCCCCAGUUGUUCAGCACGUUGCCCACGCUGUCUACCAUGUCCCCCAGGUGAGCGUACACAGGCAAGUUCACACUCACACCACACACCAUGUCAUCAACCACGCCCCCGUCAUUGGAGCCGCAUUCGCUGCCCCCGUCCUCGCUGCCGCCCCGGUUGAGGAUACUCCUGCUGUCGAGGUUGCCGCUGAGGCCACAGUCGAGGCUGCAUAAACAGCUAAUGAAUCUUUAGUUAGAAAAGCUUGAACAAAGAAGUUUGAUAAUAUUAUUCUCAUAGUCUUAACAUUCUGGCCAGAUGUGUCUUGGCAAUCAAAACCAAUAAAAAAUAAAACCUA